Molecule: messenger RNA, 321 nt
Organism: Pleuronectes platessa (European plaice)
Lineage: Eukaryota; Metazoa; Chordata; Actinopteri; Pleuronectiformes; Pleuronectidae
Gene: mrps21
Product: mitochondrial ribosomal protein S21
Exons: 2
Coding region: 57-320 (87 amino acids)
Biological process (GO): translation
Cellular component (GO): ribosome
Molecular function (GO): structural constituent of ribosome
Source: RefSeq, a predicted model, not a curated record
UUUCAUAGUUAAGUGUUUCCAGACGGCCGUUUUUAAAAACAAGCACCGUUGAGAUCAUGGCGAGACACCUUCGCUUCGUCGCGCGGACAGUGAUGGUCCAGGACGGGAACGUGGACGGAGCUUACAAGACUCUGAACAAGGUCCUCAGUCAGGAAGGGAUUAUCGAAGACGUCAAGCGCAAGCGUUACUACGAGAAGCCCUGUCGAGAGAGACAGAGGAAGAACUUUGAGAACUGCAAGCGGAUCUACCACUCGGAAAUGGCGAGGAAAAUUAACUUCAUCUCGAGGACAAUCAGAGAGGAUCCCUGGCUCGGCUGCUAGA